CGACGUGGUUGAGCGGUAUUCGAAUUGGAACGGGAACGGGAAGAAGAUGCCGCUGCUAUUUACGGGCUUCAACGCAUUUGGCCAGCAUGAAUGUGUAAGCGGCGACGUCGACUGCGCAGCCGGCUUCAGCGAAUUAAAUGCGCCAGUUGCGACUCAGAACCAGUGCACGAUUUCGAUCGGCUGGCGGUAUGCGGCCCUCGCUUUUGGCCGGAAGUUGUGCCUGCGUGGGCUCUUGGCUGAUGGCCCAAAUGAGUGCGUGACCCUGGAGGCGGCGGGGGACAUAAGGGCCCUGGCUGCCGGCGAUUCCCACUGCCUGGUGCUACUCCAAAGCGGUCAGCUUUACAGGGUGCAGCCCAAACUGCAGGCGGAACUGGUGGCUGUUAGACUAGAAGCUCCGCCCAGAUCCAAUUCGGGUACAAAGCGCUCUAUCUUUGGGGCUGCCAAGGUGCCCUCGUCGCCGAUCAUAGAGCAUAUUGCGUGUGGAUCGCACAUAAACGUAGCGAUCAGCUCGGAAAACUGCAUCUACAGCAUUCCCAGCUGCCUGCAUCAGUUUCCCGAGCGCCAGUUUCGGGUGAAGCAGCUCCAAUGUGGCCAUGAACAUGCCGUGCUCCUCAAUGCCAACGGCGACGUGUUCACCUGGGGAAAUGGACUCCGCGGACAGUUGGGUCUCGCGGAGCUGAGAGUGGAGGAGACGCCGCAGUUGCUGGAGGCGCUGGCGGGGAUUAAGAUAACUCAAAUUGCUGCCGGUGGUUGGCACAGUGCGGCCAUAUCCGCCUUCGGAGACCUCUACACCUGGGGAGUCAACAGCAGCGGUCAGCUGGGAAUGCGUGUAAUGAAAGCCGGUGGCGUCCUCAAAGAGCCCACUGUAUAUCCGCUGCCCCAGUUGCAAGACCUGGCCGAAUGUGCGUGCCUCCAAGGCGGGGAGAGCAACGAUGAUUGUGCACCGCUGAGGGUGUUCGCUGGAUCUCGUCACACGCUGCUGAUCCGCCGGUGCGGGCGGCUAUGGGUCAGUGGUUGGUGCAAGCACGGUCAACUUGGCAGGCAGCUCCAAAACCUGUCUUAUGUGGAUGCCUUUCAGGCCCUGGAGGGUAUCACGAUGAAUCCGACUGCUGAUGAUGUUCUCUGCGGGCCCUGGUCAACGCUGCUCCAUUUGAAGGCAUCGUUGGAUUGAAAACACACAGCUUUUAAGCAGGGUUUACUUUUGUACAAGCUACCAAGUUGAACUCAGCUUGGACACAAACCAAUUUACAUGUCAAUUUGCGUGCAUACUUUUUGGCGCAUGUAUUAUAUCAUUUUACUUGUCUCUUAUCUACUUUGUAAAUAGGAAAUUUGUUGUAUAA
This is a messenger RNA of Drosophila santomea, 1340 nucleotides long. Its product is annotated as RCC1 domain-containing protein 1. Lineage: Eukaryota; Metazoa; Arthropoda; Insecta; Diptera; Drosophilidae. The transcript has 4 exons. Bases 47 to 1171 code for a protein of 374 amino acids. The record is from RefSeq and is a predicted model, not a curated record.